Staurois parvus is the source of this 345-nucleotide messenger RNA. The record is from the annotation of a GenBank genome assembly. NCBI's taxonomy places the organism in Eukaryota, Metazoa, Chordata, Amphibia, Anura, Ranidae.
CGUGCUGCCAUUGGCGGCUACGGAGGUCAAUCACUGGGUUCCUGCCAAAGAUUCGGUGAUCGUCGGGGAAAGCUGGAAGGGGCGAGACCUAUGCGUAAACAGCACAGGUCUCUCUCCUGCCAGCAAGGACAUGCUGCUUUGUAUUUCUCUGCACAGCAGAGAAAUAUAAAGCAGCAGGUUUCCCUAGUAAAAACACACACAGUACAUUAUCACAAAAAGCACAGUUAACCCUUUGAUUGCCCCAGAUGUUAACCCCUUCCUGCCCAGAGUCAUUAGUACAGUGUCAGUGCUUUUUAUUAGCACUGAUCACUGUAUUAGUGUCAUUGGGAUGUCAGUGGCAGUUAG